CUAUUAUUAAGAUGAGAUUUGAUUAGAUUAAUAAUUUUGAAAAAGGGGUCAAAGACUCAAAAAAGUCUGCGUGGAUCUCCAGCCGUUUUCAGACACUUACCCACAAAAUAUUCCUCUCGGCGAUGAUCCCUUUCUGCUGAAUUUUUGGUCCUUUGUCGCUCGACUGUUUUCUUCGUCUACUAUUUGUUCCUUUUGGAUAUUCUUCGGACUUUUCGUUGAUUUGAUUUUCAAGAGGUAAGUUAAUAAACCGUGUUCCCCGAUUCUCCUAUUAAAGAGGUUUGUGAUGUUUUUGAUUUCUAGGUUUUUUGUUGUUUGAAUUUUCUCGUUUGAAAUCUCUAAUCUCUACAAAUCUUCCGUGAUUGAGUUUUGAUUAGUAAAAUGAUUCGUGAUUUGAUUUUGAUUUCUCUGUUUUUAUUAUCUCUGGUUGGUUUGGUUUGAUCAAGUCUCUGAUGCUAGGGUUCGAUAUCGUUUCUGCAUUUCGUAAGAAGAAACCUUUGGUUUAAAUCUCAGUGUUUUAUUUGGCUAUGAAGCAGAGAGAGUUUGAACAAGGAAGGAUUGAACUAUGGAAGAUGCAUCAGAGACUAGCUACUGGUGUCACAUGUGCUCCCGAUCGGUGAUUCCAUUGAUUCAAGACGAAAUCAUCAAAUGCAAUUUCUGUCAAAGUGGUUUUGUUGAAGAAAUGGAUAAUAAUGAUGACCAUCAGGCUGCUGAUUCUCUCUGGACUCCUAUCUUGAUGGAGAUGAUGAACAACAAUCACGACCAACAUUCUACCAAUCAGGAAGACUCAGAAUCUAUUCUUGAAGAUGAAGACGAAGACGAAGAUGAUGGUGAUGAUGGUGAUCAGAACAAUGAUGGAGAAAUUGAUAUAACUCAUCAACUUGAAGAGAUUAGGAGGAUAAGGACUAGACAUUCAACUGCUAUUGUUAAUCUGCUUCAGGGGAUUCGAGCUGGAUUAUUGAUCGAAUCCGAGAACAACGAGGAUAAUCCCGAUAAUAGCGAGCUUGUCGUCUUGAUCAACUCAUUUAACCAAAGGAUCAGGGUUCAUCAAGAUUCUGUAGACACCACUUCUGUUCCUUCUGGAUCUUUGGGUGACUAUUUCAUUGGACCUGGAUUCGAGACGUUGCUUCAGCGUUUGGCUGAGAAUGAUCUGAACAACAGGUAUGGGACACCUCCAGCUACAAAAGAAGCGGUUGAGGCAUUGGCGAUGGUGAAAAUCGAAGAUAGUUUGUUGCAGUGUAGUGUGUGUUUGGAUGAUUUUGAGAUUGGAAUGGAGGCUAAAGAGAUGCCGUGUAAGCAUAAGUUUCAUAGUGACUGCUUGUUGCCAUGGCUUGAGCUUCAUAGCUCAUGCCCUGUUUGCAGAUAUCUGCUUCCUACAGGAGAUGAUGAUGAGCCAAAGACUGAUGCAGAAACAUCGAGAAACGAUGAUAACAAUGAAGAUAUCAGUAAUGCUUCUAUGGCUAGUAAUGGAUCAUCACCAGACUCAAGUUCGAACAAUUCAUCGGUUAACUAAACUAAGGCUCACUAUCUGAGACAGGUUUACUUGAACAGAGGAGAACUGAUGGGAUCGUUUGAGAUCAGUCUUUAGUGUUUAAUGUUAUUUGGUUUGCACAUAGUUUCUCAGAUUUGGUGGAAAAUGUAUUCUUUGGAAUUAAUUAACAGUCUUUUUUUUUUUUUGACUUUACAUUUUCUUUCUGGUUUGCUUCAAUUUGUUCCGAUUAGUUACAACUAUAGUGACCAGAAUUCAAACAGAAAAAAAUGUAAUAAUUUGUGCAGUCAUCCCAAUCUUCUUUGUGCAGAAGACUUGAUCCUGUCUUAUGUGUAUUAUAAUUAGUUAAUUA
This is a messenger RNA of Arabidopsis thaliana (thale cress), 1838 nucleotides long. RefSeq names its product RING/U-box superfamily protein. The transcript has a single exon. The record is from RefSeq and is marked reviewed. Gene Ontology annotation, molecular function: ubiquitin protein ligase activity. Bases 563 to 1510 code for a protein of 315 amino acids. Lineage: Eukaryota; Viridiplantae; Streptophyta; Magnoliopsida; Brassicales; Brassicaceae.